AUGGCUUCCUUCGUGAAAACAAUCUCAUUUUUCAUCCUUCUGGUGCUUUUCACUUCUCUGCAAAUUGAAGCCAGCGACAGAUUGUUCUUCAGCAAAGUUAGCGGUUCCAACAACAAUUACAAUGCCAAGGAUCCCAAGAUCCCCCUUAGUUACCAACAAGAGGCUAAACCUUCACCAGAAGUUGCAGCACUAACAACCCAGGCACAAAAAGUGGCUGUUGAUCCACCAAAGAAACCAAUGUUCUCUCGCAACCAAUAUGAAAGCUUAUUCGGUUCUACAGAUGACACAUCGGCUGCCAUUGGUACCAGCUCAAACAGCGACAAUGGCAAGAAAAAAAACAACAAUGGGGAUAACUUCAUUUACAAUAUGGAAAGUGACUUCAAUGGCAAUGGCAAUGGCGAUGACAACAUCGGGGGUGAGAUUAAGCAGCAAGGGCUCAGUGAUACAAGGUUUUUGGAACAUGGUCGUUACAUUGUUGAUAAAAAUAGGUUCAAUGACACUGCACGGAGAGGAAGCGCUGGUAAUGAGGGUUUUGAUGGCAAGAGCGGGAAGCAGAACGAGUUCUACUCCUUGGAGGAAUAUGAGAAGUACCUGCAGAGGACCGGAUAUCUUCCUUGA
Messenger RNA from Rosa rugosa (rugosa rose), 618 nucleotides. RefSeq lists its product as uncharacterized. The transcript has a single exon. The coding region runs from base 1 to 618 and encodes 205 amino acids. The record is from RefSeq and is a predicted model, not a curated record. Lineage: Eukaryota; Viridiplantae; Streptophyta; Magnoliopsida; Rosales; Rosaceae.